AUGAUUGCUCCUAUUCUGUCAUUACUGAGUAACAUUAUUGCAUUAAUACUGAUUAUUUUAAGUAUCAUACAAUGUACUGCUAAAAAAGCUGAUAAGCCACCGGCACCAGUAGGAGGCGUAGCCGCUCCGGCAGCAGCUGCGCAUCCUAGCGAGGAAAAGAAAGAAGAGAAGAAAGAUGAGAAGAAGGAAGAGGAAGGUGAGAAGAAGAGCAAGAAAUCGGAACAAGAAAAGAAGGAGGGUGAAGGUGGUGAGGGGGAGAAAAAGGGUGAUGAAAAAAAGGAAAGUGAAGGUGAGAGGAAGGAAGAGGACAAGAAACAGGGGGAGGGUGAUAAGAAAGAGGAGGGUAAAAAGAGUGAAGAGAAGGGGGAAGAAAGAAAAGAGGGAGAGGAAGAGAAAGGUGAAAAGAAGGAGGGUUCCAAGAAGGAAAGUUCCAAAAAGGAGGGAUCAAAGAAAGAGGAAGAGAAAAAAGGUUCGAAGAAGGAAAGUUCCAAAAAGGAAGGAUCAAAGAAGGAAGGAUCCAAGAAAGAGGAAGGUGAGGGUGAAAAAAAGGAAGAGGAAGAAAAGAAAGAUGAAGAGAAGAAGGAUGAAGAGGAGAAAAAGGAUGAGUAA
Brugia pahangi is the source of this 609-nucleotide messenger RNA. The record is from the annotation of a GenBank genome assembly. Lineage: Eukaryota; Metazoa; Nematoda; Chromadorea; Rhabditida; Onchocercidae.